AAUGAUUUGAACCAUAUGAUAAACAAUACUCUUUUAUUACUUUCAGGUGGAGUCAGUGGUGCUGCUGCAGCCGCGGCAGCCGCCAACGGGGCUGCUGGAGUCUGUGGAAACCAAGACUUCUUAACUAACCUGUUGGUGUACCAGUACCUAUCUGGCAACAUCCCCAGUGGGGCUGCUGGAGCCAACCCCCAGCUGGCUGCCCUUCUCGGCUCACAGGGCCCCGCGACCAGGACGGUGACGACGGUGUCAAAGACACAAACGUUGGUGAGUGUGGACGUGCCGGCCACCACACACUUCAGCACCUCCACCACCUCGUACGUCACCACCAUCACACAGGUGGAGUCCAAGAUCAUCCCGGUCAUCUUUCGCGGCUCCAGAAUCACUACUACCAUCACUGAGUCUAGCGAAGAGGUGAUCACGGCCACUGAGUACUUCACGGAGUCAACGGUCCACCAGCCGUCCAUCGUGCAUACCCACCCUGUGCACAUCACCAUCACAGAGACGCGAACGCGAGGCCUCGACGGAAGCUACACGCUGUUCGACCUUACCCACGGCGCCACCUCGGUGAUACAAGAGCCACUAAACCCUACCGCCACAUUUGACCUUGACACCACUGGACUCGACCUGGCCAACUUGGACUUGUCACACCUUGAUCUGACUAGUCUUGCUGGUGGACUUCCUUCCCUCGAUGGGGACCAGGGUCAAGUAUUGGCCGUGCUCUCGUCGCUGCUCGCCGGCACCGACGACCUCCCCGCAGACACCCCUGGCCCGCGGCCUGCUGGGGGCAACAGACCCUUCAGGAACAAUCCCGCGAGGAAUAAGAAUCAGAAAGGAAGCAGAUUCAGUCCUGACUACGCUGAUUAUGAAGACCCAGUGGAAGAGACGCCCAAGUACAACGUGCUUCGAGGCUUCACACUGAGCGACCGCGUUGCCACCGUGGCCGCCGGGCCACCGUCUACAGGCAGGGCGGCCACAGACACUCGAUACAGCAAGUACCAUAGGAAAAGUAGACCAGACAACAACGGCAUUAGUACCACAGAGUCCAGCCCACGGGAAGCAGAGCGAUUCUCGGCAUCAACACGUCGCCGCACGCUGUCCCGUACGGAUCGGAGACGCUCCACCGCGGGCGGCCGCCCUCCCAGCACGCGUUUCGUUGCGGCUCCCGAGUCUCAAUAUUUUGAAGAAGACUCAUCAACGUUCCGCCCGUUCGGACAACGGCAGGAUCGUGCAAUUACAAGCAGACGCCGUGGUUCACUUGAAUCGCGAUCGGCACCACCGCAAUCAGUACCACGCGCUCGCAGUAAACCACAAGCACAAGCACAAGUUCGUCAGAGCACCAACCCGUCUACUAGCAGCACCCCGCAGCCCACAGGGCAGAGUACGGUGCUCACAAUGUAUAUCAGUGGCUCAGAGCCCGGCCAGUUUUCUACCAGACUUCAGACUGUCCAACUCCGGUCCCUUGGGUCUUCUCGGAGACGCAGGGAUGUGAACGAGUUACCCAUGACAAAGCUGUCCACUUCGACAGUGCUCCCGCCAUCAUCCCUCAGCACUGUCAUCCCCCAGAUACCCCCAGAAGCCGAUCCGCACAAAGUGGUACAGAUGCUCAAGCAGCUGGAGCCGACGCACGUUCGUCAAAUGAUCCACUCCCUCCAAAAGUGGGUGGACUUCUACAGCCAUGAGGUGCUGGACGAGAUUGACAACCGAGUGUUGCCAGAGUUAACCUCCUCCCUUAGCGCAGAGACGCAAGAGUCCGAGAAUGAUGCCACCACUGCCCUGCCUCGCGCCCCAGCAAUGCUGACGGGCUUAUCCUUGCCCACGGAUCGUUGCCCAGUGCCCUCCACAGUCACCACAACCGUGUACCGUACCGUUAUCCUCACCGCGGGUAUUAACAAUGGCGAAUCAAUCGUCUAAUGGCUAAUUACCAUAGGUUGGCCCUUCAACCCUUCCCCGUAAACCAGGUUUUGCACUGUCCCUCCCUUCACUUUCCCCCUACUCAGUUUGUUGGUAUUUAUCCGAAGUGAGUGUUGCUGUACAUAAGUGCUUGUGUGCGUCUGGUCUGUACAUAAACGUGUGUAUCUUUGUGUGUGUGCACUUGAUUGAGUGUGCCAGGGUUUGAGACCCACCAAGCUCAAGUAAUACAAAUGCCUCAAGGACUUGAAGGACGAUACAGGAGUGCUCUGAAGACAUCAAGGUUGACCGUUUUUCUCGACCCAUGUCCACCUGACCCGCAGGACGAUGGGUCGCUAAGCUUGCAAGGGUAAAAACCAAAGUUGAGGGGACACAGUACAGUCUGCAGCGGAAUAAACAGGAUUAUCAAAACGUGGAACGCUAUCCCACGCACCACCCCCUGCUCCUUUUCCCUGUCAUUGGUAGGGACCGAGAGACACACCAAAAGGUCGCCACCUGGCUAGGUAGCUGCCGGCGCCGCCUGAGGCUGCUUCCGGACUUGUCUUGGUUGUGAGUAGGAGGACGCACUUCUCUUCAAUUGAGUGCCAGUGCAAUCAAGCUAAUUAUCUGAAUCCAAUGAGUGUAAUUGUUAAUUCAAUCAUCACAAAGUCAGCACGCUAUGUAUGUCAGUAAUAUAGCAACAAAACUAUUAUUGUAUUAACUUUCUCUUCUAUGUCACAAACUUCCAAAGAGCCUCUGUAGCAGCCAGUCCCCGCUCCUUUGACCCUUCCCUCCCCUCACCCCCCAUUAAGGGCGUCUCUGGAGUACCCGCAGUGCCACAUAACACACGCACGCACUUCUGGCAACUAAUGAUUGCUGGAAUGUUAUUAUUAAGCUUUGGUAUGUAUCAUAUCACCCUACGCCUCCCUGACCCAUCCUGUUACACUUCUCCUCUUACUCUACCCCACUUACUCAGCCUACUCUUUCCCCAAGACUCACGCCGCCUCUCCCGUCUCCUCCUCCUCUUACUCCUCCUUUCUCCGCUUCAUCGUAGUGCCCCGAAGUGUUCUUAUUGUAGUUCCAGUACGAAACAAAAUGAUCCGAUGAAGCAAUUUCAGCUACAGAGAAUUAACAAUGGUCUUCUGUGCGAGGUGAAAGUAGCAGCGUUUUGUGAUAUCAGGUGCUGCGCUUGGCGGUGGUGUGCUGGUGUGUGGUGUGUGAUGUGCUGAUUAUGAUAAUGCUAUGGUGGUGUAGUAGUGUACGAUUAGAUGAUGAUGAUGAUGAUGAAGUAAUGGUGUAUUGGUGGUGAUGUCAAGCCAAUGCUGGUGGUGUAAUGCUGAUGGAGGAAUGUUCUGCUGUUGCUGUUGCAGGUGUGGAUGUACGCCCCACACUAAGCCCCGUACCACCACGGGGAGCAAUGUCAGUGUAGCCAUUAGGUGGUGUGGUACGGAGCGGUGUCCCAAGUCUUCAGUAUUGACCAAGUCUUUUGUUAAUUCUUAAUAGUCUAUCAAUAGUUAAAACACAUGUUAUAGUCAUUAUUAUUAUCAUGAUUAUUAUUAUUAUUAUUAUUAUUAUUAUUAUUAUUAUUAUGUCAUUGGAGGAUAUCCAGAAUGUCAUUGCUGUGAUUGAAUAUUUGUUAUCUUUGCUACAAUAUUGUCUCCCCGGGCAUUUUGUAGUUAAUCGAGGAGUAAAAAAAUAUAAAUAGUUUAUGUAAUUCAAUUUAAGUCUCUUGCCAAAAUAGAGGGCUGAGAACUGUGAUUGAACUUCUUGGAUUUCUUACGAAGCACAGAAUACCAAUUGGCCCCCCAAAUUUUGAAGAAUUUUUUAAAUAAUUUCUUUAUCUUUUUUUCACUUAUUUUGCAUGCGUAAGUUAACGAUCAUUUUCUGUCUCUCAUACCAAUGUGCAUGUUGUAUCUUUAUUAAUUUCGAAUUCAGUGACUAACCAAAGUUCUUUACAUGGUGUGUGUGUGUGUGUGUGUGUGUGUGUGUGUGUGUGUGUGUGUGUGUGUGUGUGUGUGUGUGUGUGUCGUACAUCUGCGUGCGUGCGAGUCAAACUAACAAUACAAACAUAAGGAAAGUAAGACGCGCUAAGCUGCGUCUUAUUAUAUUCCUGUGCGCCACGGUCAGGCCAAGCGACUAGGAAAGAAACUAAAUCUCUCUCUCUCUCUCUCUCUCUCUCUCUCUCUCUGGCCAGUUCACAGUUACGCACAUUAGUAACGUCUAAAAAUAUAGACUUAAAACCAAUGGCUUUAUUUGAAACAAAUUUAUAUUAACUACAAAAAGUAGCGCCAAAUGAUAAAGAGCCAUAAACCCCGUCAUGGAAGCCUACCGACGCUAUAGGUCAACGGUAGAAAAUAAAGAGAGGAUGCAUUACGAUGAAAAAAGGGUGGUGUAUAUUUUGAGUACAUUGUCGUUCACAGAAAGUGAUGGGUGUGUAUGUGUUAUUAGGGAAACGUGGAUUACCGUGCCAGUACAGCAUGAAUGAGAAACAAAUCAGGUAACACAUCUCUUCCCCUAACCUCCAUUGGUCCCCCUAACAGCCCUGCCUUCCUCCCUCGUGCCUUAUCGAGUCUUCAUUAGAACGAGUUUCUCUUUGAAAUUAUGUUAAUAUUCUGACAUACAACAUGGUGUGUGUUUCCUUCUCUGAGUAACAUUUUCCGGUACUAUGUGUUUUACCAGUCACUCUUACAAGAACAUAUCCGCGGCGUGUGGCUCGGUUCUUUCGAGAUGCUUCUUUCCCUUUUCUAUAUCUCUCUCUUAGUCCUCUCCUGCGCAGAGAGGUGCGUGGCGUGACGGUGGUGCUCUCUGUGUAAGAUAGGGUAUAUGGGGUGGACAGCGGGCAACCCUCGCCAAGAUCUACCCCUUUCCCUUUGUGGGUUUAGUGUUUAUAUAUGCAUAUAUUACAUUAACUAAUACUGUGUCUAUAAUAAAGUGUAUAUAAGAGUAUUUUAAGUUCAUAAAUAAAUUGUUUUGUAAU
Eriocheir sinensis (Chinese mitten crab) is the source of this 4864-nucleotide messenger RNA. RefSeq names its product mucin-5AC-like. The coding region runs from base 16 to 1911 and encodes 631 amino acids. Lineage: Eukaryota; Metazoa; Arthropoda; Malacostraca; Decapoda; Varunidae. The record is from RefSeq and is a predicted model, not a curated record. The transcript has 3 exons.